Molecule: messenger RNA, 2173 nt
Organism: Girardinichthys multiradiatus
Lineage: Eukaryota; Metazoa; Chordata; Actinopteri; Cyprinodontiformes; Goodeidae
Gene: klf1
Product: Kruppel-like factor 1 (erythroid)
Exons: 3
Coding region: 282-1391 (369 amino acids)
Biological process (GO): regulation of transcription by RNA polymerase II
Molecular function (GO): DNA-binding transcription factor activity, RNA polymerase II-specific; RNA polymerase II cis-regulatory region sequence-specific DNA binding
Source: RefSeq, a predicted model, not a curated record
UGCUACAUGAAACAGAGAGAUUUGAAGUUCGACUACCAGCUGACAGAGACAGACAAGAGACAUGAGGGGAGAUAGUGAUGAGCAUUAAGGAGACUUUACUUCUCUGAGGCCCUCAGGCUCCAAGGGGACGAGAACUAAGUGAACGAAGGGGCCCCGUAACUUUAGAUAGUGACGGAAAGAUAGUCAUGAGAAAUUAACAAAAGAUUUUUUAAAACCCUGCUAAAUUUAACUUUUUACAAAUUAUUUUCAUUUUAUUUUCCUGCUCUCUAUCAAAGAGCUUGAUGGCUGUUACUCAGGCUGCGCUUCCUUCCUUCAGCUCGUUCUCCAGCCUUCCUCACGCCACUGACACGAUGAAAGUGUGGAAGUCCAGCGAUGAAUCUCUCCCUCUGGACUCUCCGAUCAACAAACUGUCACCGAGCAGCUCUGAGCAGGUCCACAUCAGCCAGCAAAUGACAGAGGAGCUCCUGGAUGAUGAGAGCCAGACAUCCUGGGACAUUGAGUUCCUGCUGUCUGAGUGGAGCAGCCAUUCUCCUGAUCUCAACCCUCCUAUAGAUGGUCAACAACUUGUUCAGCCCGACCUAAACUUGCCGUACCAGGAGGUGGGUGUGUUCAAGGAGCAGACAGGGCAGGAGAGUCUCCAGAUGAGCAGUGUUGGCCUCAUGGCUGAGCUAGUGUCUCCUGCUGAGACCACAUCAGUGCAGCCGGAGAUCUACCACCAUGAUUACGCCAGUGACCAGCCAGGUCGGGGUAUGUUUCCUAAUGUACAGAACAUUAACCAGUUUGAGGUCCCUCAAGGAGGCAGUGUAGACAGACACAGCAGAGGAAGUCACAAUAAGUUAACUUCCUGGGACUUUAACCAUUACUACACCCAGCAACACCACCCAAUGUUCAACAUCCCAGACAGCAGGUUCAUUCAGCCACAGGUGGUGACCCCCGACCUUCGACAUUACGGCUACAUGCCCCACUUCAAUCUCAACAACUCCAGCCUUUACAGUGAAUACUCCCACCCCCAUGGCCAAGCCACUGUUCAUUUGCCCCAUCACCAGCAGCCCAUGCUAGUCAGGCCACAUUUGCCCCCUGGUGGAGUGGAAGGGAAACGGGGCAGGAGACCCACCGGGAAAAAAAGGCCCGCCAUCCACAGUUGUGAGUACCCGGGCUGCACCAAGACCUACACCAAGAGCUCACACCUCAAAGCCCACCUCCGGACCCACACAGGAGAGAAGCCUUACCGCUGUUCGUGGGAAGGCUGCAGCUGGAAAUUCGCCCGCUCUGAUGAACUGACGCGUCACUACCGGAAGCACACGGGUCAGAAACCUUAUCAGUGUAUGCUGUGUCAGAGGGCUUUCUCCCGCUCAGACCACCUGGCUUUGCACAUGAAGAGACACACCUGACUAAUUAAAACCUCAGGUCUUUUUACUGAUAACCACUGUUUAAACAGCCGUGUCAGGUAAUUACUACCUUAACAUAUAACAUAUUUUUUUGUUGUUUUUGCUUUGUACCACACAUGUUCUGACUUUAAGGACCUUCAACAACUCUCCUGUCCUGCUGAAUGAACAGUAGCUCUACAUGUAUGACCCCAAUCAUUAGUCCUAAGUGAAAACAAAAAAACAAACAAAAACAAAGCAGGAUUUGCUUUUCAGCCACGUGAAAAACAGAAAACUGGGUACUUUUAAACCCUCAAAAACCAACAGGAGGACCAGUGAAACCCUGUUAAACCAACACUGUAUAUACUAUGGGCAUGUAGAUAGCUAAACACUAACAAACCAUCAGCAAAACAGAAGUGUGGAACUUGGGUUGUAAAGCAGUACAUCCACUAAGCAAAGUAAUCAGUAAAGAAAAAGAGUUGAUAUCUUUUGAACUGUUAUUCAGUUGUAAAAUGUAUGUUAUGCAAAAGCACCACAAACUGCUGUUGAUAGUUUAAAUGAAUUAUAGGUUAAGAAUGACACCAUUUCUGCUUGUUUCUUUCUAUUAUAAAGCUGUAAAUAUUUGAUACUCUCAGCUCCUUACUACCAACUAAUAGUGAAUAUGAUAUAUAUAUUUAUGAUCUUUUUUAUGGACAGAAGGUACUAUGUUAUUGGAAAACGUUAUUUUUGUUUUCAAAAGGAAGUUUUAAAGUUGUAUAUGUAUUGUUUAUAUUGUAAUAAAUCAAGAAAUAAAUGCUCAUAAUGCUACA